GCCACGCCCCUCGCGACUUUCUGCUGGUCAUGGCGGCGCGGCUGUGUGCACGGCACCUCCCUCCGGUGUGGCUCUGCAGGCGAGCGGCGCAGGGCCAAGGCCGGCACUACCGCGCCGCACUCUGCGCCGAGUUGAAGCAUCCCCUGAUCACUGAAGAGGUGGCCUCCCGCCCUGUCGGGCCACAAGAGGUCAGAGUUGAUGUUCACUUCUGUGGCAUUAACUUUGCCGAUAUUCUGGUCUGUCGUGGUCAGUAUCAGGAAAAACCCUCUCUUCCCUUUAUACCUGGAAUAGAGUUUUCUGGGGCUGUCCUGGAGACAGGAACAGAUGUCACCACUGUGAAAAAGGGAGAUCGAGUUAUUGGAGUGAGUAACUUCAGUGCUAUGGCUGAAGAGUGUAUCACCGACCAGAAGACCCUGUGGCGGAUUCCAGAAAACGUCUCUCUACAAGAUGCUGCAGUCCUACCCGUAUCUUAUGGCACAGCUAUUUUGGCUCUAGAGCAUCGGGCCCGCACCCAGCCUGGAGAGACUGUUUUAGUGACAGCAGCCGCUGGAGCCACAGGCCUUGCAGUGAUAGAUGUGGCGACAAACGUUCUCCGGGCCAAGGUCAUAGCUGCAGCUGGCAGCGACGAGAAGUGCAAGCUGGCGAUGCAGAGGGGUGCACAGUCCAGCGUGAACUACAGCCAGGACAGCCUGAAGGAUGCCGUGAAGAGGCUGGUGGGCAGCGGUGGGGUGAAUGUGGCCAUUGACAUGGUGGGAGGAGAUGUCUUCCUGCAGUCUCUCCGCAGCCUGGCAUGGGAAGGCAGGAUUGUGGUGUUGGGAUUCGCUGGAGGAAACAUCGCCUCUCUGCCCAGCAAUCUGCUGCUCCUGAAGAACAUCUCUGCCAUGGGCCUGUACUGGGGUCGCUACCAACACCAGGACUUUGCACUGUUUUCCAAGAGCAUGUCCUCAGCCCUGCAGUACUGCCAGCAAGGGCUCAUCCAGCCGCACACCGGCGCUGUGUUCGAACUGGAGAAGAUCAACGAUGCCUUCCAUCAUGUGAUGCAGCGCAAAUCCACGGGCAAGGUGCUCCUCUCCCUUAAGUGAAUCCUCACCCGGGCAGCAGACUCCCGAAUCUGAUCUCCCUCCUGCAUUUUAAAUGACUCUGUCUUCUUUACAGAACCAGGUGUCACAUCUUGGUGUCAGUUCCCUUUGGCUCUGCUUUCUUGUUGCUCAUAAUCAGUGUGAUCAUAGAGGUUCUUGCCCAAACUCUGCUCUUUCUGGGAGCAAAAGGUACAAUUAGUAAUUCUGCAAGGAGAACAUGUCUCAGGCAAGCCAAGAUGUAUGCUCACCAAAAUCAAAGUGUUUCAACUGCCAAGUCUGUUGUCUCCCCACCCCCGAGUUGUCCCCCAUGCCUCCACACCUCCUUUUCUAUUCUGAUUAUGUCCCAUCUGUUAUUUCCAGUGAUCGUCUACCUGGAUUUUCCUAUGACUAAACUCUCCCGUUCCCUUCAUCCAUGUCACACAUUAUUGCCAUGGUGUCUCCCUGAAUCAGCUCUGAUUGUGUCUCAGUGUCUCAGCAUUUCUGCACUGUGGAGCUCGGACCCCUUGAGCAGACACUGCACUGAGACUGACUUGUUCCUUCCCACUCUUUGCAGCAUUAGCUCCACAAUCCCCCAGUCCCUAAGAGUGCCUCUGCCGAUCCCCUCCCUGUGCUCUGUUCCUGUGGUUUCCUCUCCUCCACCUCUGCGGCCUUUCUGAUCUACAGGCCCGGCAUUUUGCAUCUGCCUUCAUUCUCAGGAAUGUGUGGCUGUCUUCUGCUGCUGCUGCCUUCCUGAUUCCUCCCCCAGAACUUGCCACAUUCGCCUUGAGUCAUAGGGACACAUGUGUAGUGGAAGGAACACAGGAUUCUGAAUCUAAGAUGUGGGUUUGAAUCCCAACCUCCCUGCUGUGGUGUGGUGACUCAAGUGAUUGGCAUUUUCCUUUUCUCACUAUAGAUCAAUAGUUCCCAACCUGUGGGUUGUGACCCCUUGGGGGUUGAAUGACCCUUUCAUAGGGGUCACAUAUCAGAUAUCCUGAAUAUCAGAUAUUUACAUUACAAUUCCUAACAGCAAUAAAUUUACAGUUAUGAAGUAGCAAUGAAAAUAAUUUUAUGGUGGGGAGUCACCACAACAUGAAGAACUGCAUUAAAGCCGUCUUUAAAGGCUCUCAGAUUAGGAAGGUUGAGAAACACUGCUGUAAAGUGACUGUUACAAUAUCUAUCUUUCAAAGUGGCUGUGGGCAGUACAUGAAGUAAUGGGGUAAAGCACCUAGUGAUGGUGAUCCGUUAGUGAAUGUUGGUUCUUUCCACUUUCUCUCUUUCCCAUACAACAAGUUACAAGCUCCUUGAGAGAUAGGGACCCUGUCUGAGUCCCCUAUUGACUUCUACCAUUCAAUUUAACUUAUCUAGAGUCUUAAAUUGUGCCAUUAUAUUAAGAAUAUGUUGC
Molecule: messenger RNA, 2460 nt
Organism: Peromyscus eremicus (cactus mouse)
Lineage: Eukaryota; Metazoa; Chordata; Mammalia; Rodentia; Cricetidae
Product: quinone oxidoreductase-like protein 2
Exons: 10
Coding region: 30-1082 (350 amino acids)
Cellular component (GO): mitochondrion
Molecular function (GO): oxidoreductase activity
Source: RefSeq, a predicted model, not a curated record